AUCCUGCGGAGCCGACCGUGGCACAUGUGGACUAUGGCAGAGCUGACUCCGAUACCACUGACUUUUGAGGACAUAGCCAUUUAUUUCUCAAAGCAGGAAUGGCAACUUCUGCAGACAUGGCAGAAGAUGCUCUACAAGCAUGUCAUGAGAACCAAUUACGAGACUCUCGUCUCACUAGAUGGUGAUCUUUCUAAACCAGAGCUAAUACUCUGGAUUGAACAUGGGAGAGAGCCCUUUGGGAGCUGGGAGGAAUCCCAGAAGCUAGAAAAUGUGAAGGAUUCCUCUGCUGCGGCACAUUUUGCUCCAGUGACAGAGCAGCAGCUGUUGGGUGAUCCUUUGCAGGGCCAUGGCUCCUCUCCACCCUUCUUAGGAGGAAGGGAAGAAGUUUCCUUCAGGCCUGAGCAAGGCCUCAGCCUUGUGACCCCAGUGAGACCUGACACCCUGGCUCCAGGCACAGCAGCCUACAGCUCUAGCGUGUCUGUGACACCACGGGGAAUUCCACACAGCGCCCAGAAGCCCUUCCAGUGCCCGCAGUGCCCCAAGAGCUUCCUUCUCAAGAGCACCCUGCGGAGGCACCAGGUCACGCACUGCGCCCAGAAGCCCUUCCAGUGCCCACAGUGCCCCAAGAGCUUUUGCCGCAAGGGCAUCCUGCAGGACCACCAGCUCACCCACAGCAACCAGAAGCCCUUCCAGUGCCCUCAGUGCCCCAAGAGCUUUUGCCGCAAGGCCUCCAUGCAAGAGCACCAACUCACCCACAGCGCCCAGAAGCCCUUCCAGUGCCCACAGUGCCCCAAGAGCUUCUACCACAAAGCCACACUGAGGACACACCAGCUCACCCACAGCACCCAGAAGCCCUUCCAGUGCCUCAAGUGCCCUAAGAGCUUCUGCCGCAAGGGUUCCCUCCGUGAUCAUCAGCACAUUCACAGCGCCCAGAAGCCCUUCCCCUGCGGACAGUGCGGCAAGAGCUUCAUCCAGCGGUUCAGGCUGACCGAGCACCUGCGCCUGCACAGCGGGGAGAGGCCCUUCCAGUGCCCCAAGUGCCCCAUGAGCUUCCGUCUCAAAUGCCAUCUGCAGGAGCACCAGCUCACACACAUUACCCAGAAUCCCUUCCAGUGCCUCCAGUGCCCCAAGAGCUUCCGCCGCAAGGGCGCCCUGCGAGAACAUGAGCUCACCCACAGCGCCCAGAAGCCUUUCCAGUGCUUGCAUUGCCCCAAGAGCUUCCACCUCAAGCGCACCCUGCGGAACCACCAGCGCACCCACAGCGACCAGAAGCCCUUCCAGUGCCCCAAGUGCCUCAUGAGCUUCUGCUUCAAGUACAUCCUGCGGGACCACCUGCGCCUGCAUAGCGGGGAGAAACCCUUCCAAUGCCCCAUGUGCCCCAAGAGCUUCCGCCUCAAGUGCUCCCUGCGGGCGCACCACCUCAAACACAGCGCCCAGAAGCCCUUCUAAUGCCCCAUGUGCCCCAAGAGCUUCCGCCAAAAAGGCGCACUGCGGACACACCAGCACAUGCACAGGACCCAGAAGCCCUUCCCCUGCAGACAGUGCGGCAAGAACUUCAUCCGGCAGGCCCAUCUCACCAGGCACCUGGGUCGACACAGCGGGGAGAGGCACGUGCAGUGUUCCAUCUGCGGCAAGAGGUUCCAGGCCAGGACUGACAUGAAGACAUACCAGCUGCUGCACGGAGGGGAGAUGCCGUUCUCCUGCAAGUGCGGCAAGGGCUUCGCCAAGCGCUUCAAGCUGGUGGAACACAUCAGGACUCACAUCGGCGGGAAGCCUUUUCAGUGUCCCAAGUGCAAGAAACCUUUCCAGUGUCUCAAGUACAACGAGGCUUUCCGCUUGAAGACACAGCUGCUCAGCCACCAGCGGAUACAUGCUGGGGAGAGACCUAAGUCCCAACUCACUGCCCAUGUCAGAGUACACACAUAAUGCUGUCCUGCUCCGAGGGACCCUAAGCCUGAUCCUGACAUUAAGAAAGGCUGAGCCUGCUAUUUACAAUGAUAGAAGCCAAGUGGAGCUGAGGCAGGUGCACAGUCAAUACAGCCAGUGAGUGAAUGAACGAGAUGCCCCUGGUUCCUCAGAAACAGCCCAAACCCACGGGAAGGCAGAUGGGAAGAACGGAAGGGGCUGCUUUAAGCAAGCAUGUGACACAGAUUAGGAACUGGGGCAAAGCUAACAGAUUUUUCUCCUUUGAAAUCACUGGCUACAUUUGCAAUCUAUUAAUAAAAGAGAGAUUUGUUCUGCC
Molecule: messenger RNA, 2242 nt
Organism: Perognathus longimembris pacificus (Pacific pocket mouse)
Lineage: Eukaryota; Metazoa; Chordata; Mammalia; Rodentia; Heteromyidae
Product: zinc finger protein 425-like
Exons: 4
Coding region: 25-1449 (474 amino acids)
Biological process (GO): regulation of transcription by RNA polymerase II
Molecular function (GO): DNA-binding transcription factor activity, RNA polymerase II-specific; RNA polymerase II cis-regulatory region sequence-specific DNA binding
Source: RefSeq, a predicted model, not a curated record